Cyclospora cayetanensis is the source of this 3159-nucleotide messenger RNA. RefSeq lists its product as uncharacterized. Lineage: Eukaryota; Apicomplexa; Conoidasida; Eucoccidiorida; Eimeriidae. Gene Ontology annotation, molecular function: RNA binding. The record is from RefSeq and is a predicted model, not a curated record. The transcript is spliced from 7 exons. The coding region runs from base 1 to 3159 and encodes 1052 amino acids.
AUGGACUCUUCGGCAACAGAAACGCCUUUAUCCCCGGUACUCUCUCAAGACGGCCCAAUCGGAUCCUUGUACAGCCAGGCCGAAGAGAGACCACCACAGGAUGGACACUCGCUGCAAACUCCGAGAUCCGUCACAGGCCUGGUCGGUAUACACGAAAAUACCAGAGGCCAGCUAACGCCCAAGGGCACUCAACCGCAGAUCAAGCAGAAAGAGGCUGCGCCACGUUCGGUGGAAGGGAAGCCUGUGCCUUCCGACUUCGUACUGUCGGCUGAUGCCCCUCCAUAUACUCCGCAGCCUCUAGCAACGAGGCAGGCAUUGAAUGCAGCCAAUGGCUCACAUGUUCUCACUGAGCAGCCCCAACCGGGAUUCAUUGGCUCUUUCUCACCCAUUGAAUCACAUCUACAAGAGAAGUGUCUGCAUCCAGGGUUUGGCGCCCAUCUUGGACCGGUGCCAAUGACGCAUUCUGCUGAUUUUGGAGCUACCUGUCGUGCAGAGUCGGCAGCAGCUGCCGCAUCAGCUGGCAACAGGAAAACUACAACUAUUCUCAACUCACAGAAUGCUCCCUCAAAUGUACCCCUGAAAUUCUGCAAGUUUCUCAUAGGGGAAGAUGUUGCUGGAUUUCUGGUUGGAAGGAAGGGAGUCGGCAUUGAGGAGUUUCAGUCGCGAAAUGGCCCAGGACUGAAAGUAAGUGUAUCCAAGAGAGGGGAGCUUUUCCCCUGCUUGCUGGAGAGAACCGCAACCGCUGUUGGUGUUGGCGAUGGAAUGGCUCGUGCUCUUAUGGAAAUCUCACGCGUGGCACUUGACAGAGCAAUGCACAAAGAGGAGGAGCGGCGAAUCGACAACGGCAAGAAAAUAUGCAAGCCCAAGGGCUGCUUUAAGCUUGUUAUACCGGAGUAUGCCUUGACGCACCUGUUUACACCGAGUUCAGACGGAAACGUGCCGGUGCUCGAAGUUGCUAAGAAGAACGGGGUUGAGAUUCUCUCUUCCGCCCAAGGCGGCUAUCUACACAAUAAGAUACACCAUUUGAAGAUGAAGGAAACAGUACUGCAGAUAAUUGGGACGGCAGAUGCCGUGCCGGGAGCAGUCGUUGAUAUAUCAUCUCUCUACCAGGGAGACCCCUCCUUGCCCUCGUAUCUUCACCUCAAUUACUCGCAUGCACACCUUGCUGCAACGCCGCCACCUCCCCCUACCCCGCCUCCGUCACCAGCUCUAAGUAGCAGCUGCGGACUUCGACUUUCUCCCCACUUUGCGCACCCAGCCUCAGUGCUCCAACUGACUAGCGGGCAGCAGCCACUCGUGAAUUCCAGCGCUUGGAGCCCACGAACCCAGCCGGCGCCACUCCUGCAAGCACUACGGGCCUCUGCAAACUCGCAGGGAUCUAUGAUUUGCAUGCCGUCAACUGUGGGAAGCUCGGAAAAUGCCUCGCCGGCUCAAUUACCCCAUACUGAGCGCCUCUUGGCCUCGCAAGUACAGCGAUUACAGGGUGUUGGAUAUCCUGCUUCAGGUGCUGGUGGUGGAGUUAGGAGCGGCCAAGAAAAUGCGGCAGCAGAAAAAUUUGCAGGCCCCCUACCUUCCCUUGCAGACGAACGCCUCGUGAUGGAGCUGCAACAACACCUCGGAGCUGUUGUUGCAGCAGCCGCUGCAGCGGGAGGUGUACCUACACAGCAGCUCCUUACUUCUGCACCCCCGUCAUCUGCGCCUAAUAUGCAGCCAGGUUUCUUGCAACACCUGGAGGAACUGCAGCACUCCCUUAUAAAGCAGCUACUGCAGCUGCAACAGCAACAUUCAAACAAGCUUCCGUACAGACAGGCGGAAACUCACAACAGCUCUAACGCGUUAUCAGCACCGUCAGGUCCCCACGAUGUGCAACAGCUGCAGCACCAAGUCCACAUGAUGCAGCUCCAACAGCAAGCCGACUCCCACAAAGGCAACAUAGGCGGAACCGGCGCCUCCCUGCCAGGAGCCGCACAAAUAGACGAGCAGACGAAGCUGCUAAUUUUCUCGCAACAGUUGCAACAAGAGCUCCAGCAGCAACAAGCUCCGCAAUCGCACCUCCAACUACCCCACCGUCUUCAGCACACCGAAGCUUCAUCAAUAAAUCCCAGGAACGUUCCGCAUGCAAAUCCUUUGAAAAACGAGCUGCGAAAUCCAGUGGCAUGGUCAGAACAAGGACGUGAACGAUUUCAGCAGCUGCAGCAACUCCAGCAAGUUCAGGACAUGGCUGCAGGCGACCGCAUUCCAGGAAGUGCAUUAAAGAUGCAGUGCCUUGAGGCUGAACUGUUGCAGCCUCAUUCUCAAGAGCUCUCUGUCCAGCCGCUUUCGCCAAUGCCGCCACCCCAGUGGGCACCGAUCCCGCAACAACUGCCGCAACAACAGCAACAACUGCCACAGCAACAGCUGCCGCAACAACAACUGCCGCAACAACAGCUUCAUCAACAGUCUACACAUCAAACGGACUGGAGAAUAUCCCUUGGCUCUUCGCAUUGCAGUUCAUCUGGAGCCUCGACAGGAGCUCCAGCUCAGUUGCCUCGGCAGCAUUCGCACGCCACAAGUAUGUCAGAGGCUGCUGUACCUUUGACUGUGAAUGAUCUUCUUGAAAUGUCACGUGAGGCCCCUUCCGUAAUGCUGCACCCUGCAACAAUGGAUAGCGCCCUUCAACGCGUGGCUGAAAAUAUGGUCCUGCCAUCUAGUAGAGAAAAAUAUGACUCGCUCGCCGUUCGUACUCUCCUGGAGGAACUUCUCAAAGCGAUGAAUUCAUCGCCAACUGGAGAGGCCUCCUCUACGGAGGGCCAGGAACCCCCUCCUCCUACCCCACCCCUAGCGGCCAAAGGUGUGACGUAUCCUGCCCACAUCACUAGCAAAGGGCAGAAAAGCCUUCCAGGAAAUGGCGAGCGAGUCGGUGAAGCAGUAACAGAGGCGGCUGCCAACGAACAACAGGUCCGAGAUACGGUGUGGGAAUACGGCCUAGAGGCACCACAUGCAAACGUUGUAAUGGUGGGGAACAAUGCACACACCGCUUCAAUUUCACGAAGGAAGGGGACGGACUUCCAACAAGCCUGUUCCGGACACCGAUGCUUUCCGAAAGCAACAGCAACAGCCACAGCAAGACCAGGACUUAAGCAGCCACCGAAGAAGGCGAGGCACUUCCUCGUCGGCUAA